CCCUCAGUCUUCAUUUCUGCAGACUAAAUCAGCCCAGUUUCCUCAAUAAACCCAGUCAUGCCUUACUCUCAUUCUCACAGUAAACCUUCAGCCAUCCUGCCUGUUCCCUGUUAUUGAGGAAGUGCUGAGGAGAUGGGCACUUAGGUCAAAGACUGAUCAGGGGAUCCACUUGGCUCUUUCUGAAGGCAGAGCAGAUUGCAAGUUUGCAGCCAUAGGCCGGGUGAGGCGAGAUGACUUCCUUCUGUCAAGCAGGAGGGACAAGCUGUCACUCGCUGACUGUUUGUCCGACUCCCGUAACCUCCCCAUGGGUCAGUGGGUUUGGAGCACUCCAGAACUGGCCACCUUGGCUCUACCAUGUACUUGAAGCGUCCCAAAAGGGUAUUUUCAGUCCAGAUCCUCUGGCCCCUCCCACAGCUGGAAAAUAAGAAAAUGUUGAUUCCCCCCCCAUGCGUUUCCCACAUGACUGACCACACAACUAUUAAUAACAGCGCCCUUUGCCGGCUCAGCUGGACACACUCAUUCCCUCCGGGGAGCAGGAAACCACUGCUGCCUUCCUUUCCACAGGGAAGCAAUGUGCGACUGGAUGGCCAGCAGCUCGGCUUUGGCGUGGACCAUGCCUGUUUGCUGACCGAAAAACGGUUCUUCCUGUGGAGCGCUGGCAAACAUGAAAGGCUUGGGGUUGCUACUCGCUUGCCUGCUUUGCAUCUUCACAAAGGGUUUGCAGUUCAAUGGCUGGUCCAUUAAGGUUCCAUCAGAUGCUACCGGUGAAGUUGGAAAGAGCGUUGUUCUGCCCUGUACCUUCACACACCCCCAUAAAACCUUUGACCGGACUCUCACAGCCAUUUGGAGGAUCAGGGAGCCUUACAAUGGGACAGUGGUUUUCAAGUGCGUGGCUCACAGUUCAAGCGAACUCUGUAAAACUGCAACCAACUACAAGAACAAGUACAAACUGCUUGGGAACCCAAGGCACAACAACCUUUCCAUCAAGAUUGACAAUCUGACGUGGAGCGACAGCAACAGAUAUUUCUGCCGGGUAGAGUUUUCCGGAGAUCUUCAUGACAAGUAUGAAGGCAGAACUGGGAUCAGACUCCACCUGAUUGCUGCCCCCAGGAUCAUUAACAUCACAGUAAGCUCCAACGAGGAUCAUACCUUCAAAGCCCGCUGCACAGCCGACGGGGAACCACUGCCCUCUCUGACAUGGACCGGCCCUCUGUCCAGCAAUUCCUCCUCUGUCACAAGCAUGAACUACCAGAUAACCAAAGAGCUGCACCACCUGACUCACGAUGGAAAAUAUGUAUGCACCGCGGCAAACAGCCACGGGAGGGCGGAGGGGGCAGUGUACUUCUAUAAAUUCAAAGGAGCAAAUAGCAACUCGAUUCUGAUCCUGAUUUGUAUUGCGCUAGGAGUCAAGGCGCUCUUGCUGCUGGCGAUAGCAGGGAUUGGUCUUCUGUGGAAAGGAGAUUGCUUCAGUGGUCCGGGCAGUCUGUCUCGGCAACCAGUUCAGGAUUCUACAUAUGAAAAUCUCGAUAGCAGGAACAACUGUGGGGGCAGCCAGAGUUUGCCAACGCACUGAACUCUAACAACUCGCAGGUUUGAAUUAGGACCAUAACGCUUUCACACAUUUCCCUAUUUUCACCUCCCUUUUGUUACCUUGAGAGCAAAGCAGACCACAGUUGUGAGCCUUUCAUCCGGCAUGUGGAUGUUUAACUACUGACCCUCCAGGGCACAGAGGAUGGCAGAUGGGUCAUGUUGCCCCUACUGGCUGUGACAACAUAGACCUCAUUGAGAGAAAAUGGGGGAAGAGAAUAAAAAGAGAGUUAGAAAAGGAAGGAGAUAUCCACGGCAAAUGAGAAGAGGAGUUAACAUGUCUACACCAAUUGACCCGUGUGGAGCCUCCACGACACCGCCGAGCGUUAAGCAGAAUAUUUUAUUGUGUUAGCUCCCUCCAGCAUUUUCCAGAAGUUGUUUUAAAACUAUUUCCCCUUGAAAAACUUGGCAAAGUGCAUGCAAUUUAGCAAAGCCACCGAUGCAGUGAGUUUACAGAUUGAACUUCAGCAGUUUUUCAGUUGCGUACAAAAAGAUAGUUGGAAUUUUUUUGAAUGGGAAAACAUUGUUUGUUUUUUUUUUAAUUCCUCUAUCUUAGAAACUUCUGAAGGUAUUUUCUCCAGCUUUAAAAAGAAAAUCUCCCCUGAGGCAGAGAAGGAAUUUAAACCCAAAAAGAAGUUUUCAGAAAGGUGCGGAGAUGGAGAACAGGAAAUUUGAAUGGAGAUCUUCUUGUAACCAUAACUAUAGUAGUCACAAUUGUUGGAUAUUGUGUAUAACCACACACAUGCACGCAUGCACAAAUGCACACGUGCAUGCACACUGAACUCAUUAUAAUAAGUGGAUGUACAGGCUAUAUUACAGUAAGAGUAAACUUGUAUUAAUCUUAUUUACUUAUUUGUUUAUAUACUUAUGUAUUAUUUAUACAGAUAGAGAGUAUAGCUGGUCAAUUAAAUUCUUCCAGUUUUUCAAAGAACCACA
Molecule: messenger RNA, 2523 nt
Organism: Gavialis gangeticus (Gharial)
Lineage: Eukaryota; Metazoa; Chordata; Crocodylia; Gavialidae
Gene: SIGLEC15
Product: sialic acid binding Ig like lectin 15
Exons: 5
Coding region: 665-1573 (302 amino acids)
Biological process (GO): regulation of actin cytoskeleton organization; regulation of bone resorption; regulation of osteoclast development
Cellular component (GO): plasma membrane
Source: RefSeq, a predicted model, not a curated record